AGCGUUUGUCCUUUGUCUAAUGUAAACAAACAUGGGUGGCAAGACGGUCGCUUAUUUCUAUGAUCCUGACGUCGGGAAUUUUCACUAUGGCCCAGGGCAUCCGAUGAAACCACACAGACUCUCCAUUACACACAGUCUCGUUUUACAUUAUGGGCUGUAUAAGAAGCUACAAAUCUACAGACCCUACAGAGCAAACUUCCAUGAUAUGACAAGAUUUCAUUCUGAAGAAUACAUAGAUUUUCUUAUGCGUGUCUCUCCGCAAAAUGCUCAGAACUUCACAAAGAAUUUGGGGCAAUUUAAUAUGGCAGAUGACUGCCCAGUGUUUGAUGGCUUGUAUGACUUCUGCUCCAUGUACACUGGGGCCUCAUUAGAGGGAGCUGUCAAGCUGAACCACAAUUGUUGCGACAUUGCUGUCAAUUGGUCGGGGGGUUUGCAUCACGCCAAGAAAUUUGAAGCCUCAGGAUUCUGUUAUGUUAAUGAUAUUGUAAUAGCCAUUCUAGAAAUGUUAAAGUAUCAUCCAAGAGUACUGUAUAUUGAUAUAGACAUUCAUCAUGGCGAUGGAGUACAAGAGGCUUUCUACCUCACAGACAGGGUUAUGACAGUUUCUUUCCACAAAUAUGGGAAUUAUUUCUUCCCAGGAACUGGUGACAUGUUUGAAAUUGGACAUGAGAGUGGCAGAUAUUAUUCAGUGAAUGUGCCCUUAAAGGAGGGUAUUGACGAUGCCAGCUACAUCCAGGUCUUCAAACCCGUCAUUGAAGGUGUGAUGGAGUUCUACCGUCCAACAGCCAUUGUUCUUCAGUGUGGUGCAGAUUCCCUUUCUGGAGACCGGCUUGGCUGCUUCUCACUCUCCACAAAGGGCCAUGGAGAGUGUGUGAGCUUCACAAAGAAAUUUGGUGUUCCACUAUUAGUGUUGGGAGGUGGUGGAUACACUCCAAGAAAUGUUGCAAGAUGUUGGGCUUACGAAACAGGAUUGCUCGUGGAUAGCGACAUGCCAACAGAAAUUCCUUACAACACAGAGUAUUUCCAGUACUUUGCUCCAGAUUUCUCGCUCCACCCAGAGGUGAUAACGCGGCAGGAAAAUGGAAAUAGUCGGCAGUACCUGGAUGCUAUUGUAAAGCAUGUGUAUGAUAAUUUAAGAAUGGUUCAACAUGCUCCUAGUGUCCAGAUGCAGGAUGUCCCAGGAGAUGGUCUAAGUAUUAAGGAGGAGGAAGAGAUUGACCCAGACUCUCGACUACACAUCAGUGAAGAAGAUAAGAGAGUGGAACCAGAGAAUGAGUUUUACGAUGGAGAAAAGGAUAAUGAUAAAGAUGCUGACAGUGAUGCCAAUAUCCCAACGUCGAAGAACUAAGAGGAUGUCCAGUCUGGAAGUAAGAAGUAAGGUCUUCCUUGUUUCACAUAGGAACAAAGAGGAACUUGGGAAGACAAGUGUGGGAUUGUCUUCCUCCCCUGGAAGGGGAAAUUAAAGUGGAAAGAGUGAAGGCAAGAUGUAAAUGAAAAAAAUAAAAGGAGUGUGCUAGUGCAAAUUGCAAGCAAAUAAUUUGAAUUGACUUGUAAAGUACAGUAUUAUCAAAAUAGUUUAUAUAUAUAAUGCUUUAGAUUUCAUAACUAAGACAAAAACAAAAACUUUUAAAGAAAAUUAUACAUGGAAAGUUUUAUGUUUUAUUUUGAUAUUUUGUGGAAAAAGAAGGGAAAGGUCUUCCCAAAAAGAGAAAAUUAGGCAAAUCAUUUGCAAGAGAAAAAAAGUUUAUAUUAUGCUGUGUUUGAAAUCCUUCCCAGUUUCUUGUGCUAAGAAUCAUUUCAGGUAGGAGAGGAGAGACACAAAAGGAGUUGAUCUCAGAGGAAAGUUUGUCUUUUUUAGCAAUUAAUAUUUUCAUAAUCAGAACCAUUGUUGUGUGAAGCAAUAGGAAAGCAUAACAGUCUGUAUUCGACAUCAUUGUACAUUUUUUUCCCUUUUUCCGGUGGGUGGGAUUUCUCGAAGAAGACUGAGUACAUAUUUGUGUAAGAAACUGAUAGAUUGGAGAUGUAUAUAUUUAUCCUGCAGAUAUGAGAAGGAUUUUAGUGCAGUUUUACUUAAGUAAUUGUAAAUUAUCAUAAUUGAUAAAGAGAA
Messenger RNA from Penaeus monodon (black tiger shrimp), 2107 nucleotides. RefSeq names its product histone deacetylase 3-like (gene HDAC3). The record is from RefSeq and is a predicted model, not a curated record. Bases 32 to 1348 code for a protein of 438 amino acids. Gene Ontology annotation, molecular function: histone deacetylase activity. Lineage: Eukaryota; Metazoa; Arthropoda; Malacostraca; Decapoda; Penaeidae. The transcript is spliced from 11 exons.